Messenger RNA from Paramecium sonneborni, 851 nucleotides. The record is from the annotation of a GenBank genome assembly. NCBI's taxonomy places the organism in Eukaryota, Ciliophora, Oligohymenophorea, Peniculida, Parameciidae.
CAAUUAUUUAAAUUGAUUUUAUCAUAGUUUAUGGAUUUAAUGCUCGACUAAUAGAUUGCUUAAGUAGAGAAGGUAGAAGAAUAAGUUUCUAGCUCUUCAGCUUGUUCUCAUGACUCUGAUUCCUCAUUUGAUUUAGAAAAUAAAGCCCAUAAUAAAUCACUUCUAAAAAAACUAACAAAUGAGUAAAACGUAGCUGAUUAAAAAAGAAAUGGUAGAUAUUUUUAUUUAUGUUUUAGGUAAGUUUGGCUUAAAAUAUGCGAAAAUUUCGAAUAGGCAAAGACAAGCUUUGAUUGAAAGAGUGACUUCUACUGGUUGUACGAUUAAAAGUGCUGCCAAAGACUUAAAUAUCAACUUUUCAACAGCCAAAGCUAUAAUGCAAAUAUUUAGAAGAGAAGGAAGAAUAACAAAAAAAAUAGUCAGAGAAAUAAAAUAGAAAACCAAGAAUUUAGGAUAAAAUAGUGAAUGUAUUAAUAUUUAUAUUAAUUUUAGAGAUCGCUUAACAAAAAUCUUAAUUUGAUGAUAAAAAUUAAGGGUUAGUUAAAGUCGAGGCAAUUUAGGACAAUAAUAACGAGACAAAAUUAUAUUAAUAGGCUGAAGAGGCUAAUAGACACUAGGCUUUAAUCAUCCAAUAACUGAAUGCUUAAGUACUUUAUUGUUUUAUAUUCUUAGAAUUUAUAUCUGUAAAGUAGAGUUAAUCAAUUAUAAUAAGAUAAAUUAUAAAUAAAUUCAAAAUAUGAAAUAUUGGUAAUGUAAUAUCAUUAAUUAUAAUAAAUGGUAAAUUAAUUGUAUAUUGAUAGGCUCAAUAAUUCCUUUAGCCCUGUAUGUAUUAAUAUCCUACAAUUUCCCAAUGA